UUUUAAUUUUCUUCUCCUCCGGAUUCUGCGUGUGAACUGUCAACUACUAGAGCUAGCAAAGAACCAGCUCAGGCUUAGACUCCCUCAUUGGUCUCCUUGCUACUCAACUUAACGACUGACGACCCACGAAAUUGGAAUCCCCAAACUACUCUACGCACGAUGGCUUCCGUUGAGUAUGUCAACGGUCCAGAAAACGCCACUCAAAUUCUUCUCAAAGAACAUACUUCGUCUGUGGUGACGGGUUCAAUCGUUAACGAUGGUGCUUCUUUAUCGGAACCCAAAGUAAAUGUUAUUGAAGAGCCAAACUUGAAUGAAAUGGACGCGUCCAAGGAUGAUGUAGAAGGAAUUGAAACCGAAAUGCACUCGACGGCGGGCGCAUCAGAGAAAGAGCCUUACGAGUCGGAGGUCGCUAAUAGAACUUUACACGACGCGAUUUCUGACGUGGCCAAUCUCGACGUUGUUCCCUCGAAUCAUGAGGAGAGUGAGAUCACUCACGAUGCUAGCAAUGAAGUAGAUGCGGAUGAAACUGAGCCCACAGACUUGAUUCAGAAAGACCAAGCGCCGGCUGAGCCCGACUUGAAAGAGAUCUCUUCAGCUGAACAUACUGCUAUCUUCCUCGAAACUCCAGAGCCUACUUUACUCCCGCACCGGGAAGAAUCCGAUAGUGUCGUGCAAAAUGCUGGCGAUGCAGAAACUCCUACCAGUGUCAGGCAGAAUGUACAAUCCGAAGAGCCCGGUCAGGACACAGCACGAGACGUGGAGAAGAAAACAUCAUUUGAGACGGACCUUCCAUUGGGGGAAGAUAAUCUGGUCUCUCUCGAUACAUCUGCGGAACCGCAAUCCGAACAACGGACUUCUGUCGAGGAGAACCUUACCGAGUCUGUCUCGACCCAGGAGGACGUGCCAAUUGAAGCACCCACCAUGGCCGGCGGUGAUGCUAUUCCAGCUACUUCUGGAACAGAAGCAGACGAAUCGUUAGUGGUCGACGCUGGCAGCUUAUCAAUUACGUCAAUGGACCAAGAACACUCCAUUGAAGGCAAUGUUCCCGAUCCAAGAUUGGACGAGUCACUGGUCGCAGACCUUGAUAAUCUGCAAGUCGCAGAAGGCCAAGAACAGUCGGUUGAAGAGAACAAAUCUUCCUUCGACGCCGGUGCCCAUCAGGUUGAUCUCCCGCAGCCCACGAACGACGUGAACCCGAUUACACAGUCGGGAGCUCAUGUCCAAUCAAGCCCAGUCGUCCAUACAACCGAUUCCGAAUCCACCAUUUACGAUGCGGAUUCGAAGGAGGAGGUGCCAUUAGAAGCUGAAGUAUCUGAAGCUGACGACAAUGUUGUUCAAGUUGCCUCUGAAACAACAGCAGAUAAUUUGUUGGUGGUUGAUGCCAGUAGUUUAGCAGCUACGUCGUUUGGCCAGGAACAAGACAUUGGAGGCAAUGUUCCUGAUUCACAGCUGGAUGAAUCGUUGGUUCAGGACGUGGAUAAUCUGCAAGUUGCAGAAGACCAAGAACAAUCAGCUGGAGAGAAUGAAAACCCCCUCGACGCCGAUUCCCAUCAGGUUGAUCUUUCUCAGUCCACGAACGACAUGCAACCAAUUACACAGUCGGUAACUCAAGUUUUCCAACCAGACCCAACCGCCCAUACAAUCGAUUCCGAAUCCACCAUUAACGACGCGGAAUCGAAGGAGGACGUGUCACUAGAAACCGAAGCAUCUGUGGCUGACAGUAAUGCUAUUCCAGCUACUUCCGGAACAGAAGCAGAUAAAUCGUUGUCGGUUGGCGCUAACCAAGAACAAUCCAUCGAAGGCAAUGUCCCCGAUCCAAAAUUGGAUGAGUCACUGGUCGCAGACGUUGAUAAUUUGCAAGUCGCAGAAGACCAGAAGCAGUCAGCUGAAGAGCACAAUUCUUCCCUCGACGCCGGUGCCCACCAGGUUGAUCCUUCCCAGUCCACGAACGACGUGAACCCAGUUACACAGUCGGUAACUCAAGUUAUCCAAUUAAGUCCAGUCGUCCAUACGAUUGAUUCCGAAUCCACCAUUAACGAUGCGGAUUCGAAGGACGUGCCAUUAGAAACCGAAGUAAUACCUGAAGCUGACAGUAAUGUUGUUCAAGCUGCCUCGGAAACGACAGCAGAUAAUUCGUUGGUGGUCAAUGGCGGUAGUUUAGCAACUACGUCAGUCGACCGGGACCAAUCUCUCGUAGGCAACGACCCAGAUCCAAAGAUGGGUGAAUCGCUGGUCGCGGACAGUCAUGAUUUGCAGGUUGCUGAGGAGCAGCAACCAUCAGUGGGAGAGAGCAAAUCCACCCCUGAUGCCGGUGCUCAUCAGGAUGUUUCCCAGCUCACAAAUGAUGCAAACCUGAACACAGAGUCGGAAACGCAAACCCCCCAUUUAAGCGCACUUCCUCCUACGACCAAUCCGGAAUUCACCGCUGAAGCUGCAGUGCUUAAUGACGGCGAGUCAGUGAACGAGCUCGUCGAAGAGCAAGCAGAAGUCGUGCCAGAAUUAAGAUCUCUAGUUACUGAGACGGAAGGAGAGCCGAUAGGCGGAGAGGAUACAACUGAAACUUCAGCGCCGGACCUAUCCCUCUCUGAAACCAACGUGGUGGAUGCACUCCCCGCAGCGCCUGAUACUACUGUAUCGGAUACAGCAGAGCAGGAGACUCCCGCUCAAACACCAGAAGAACCUGUUGACCAUGCCGCGACAGGAGUUAGUGUUAUGAAGGACAGUGUAACGGGAGGAGGUAUGAAGCAGGAAAUGAGUGUUGCAGCACUCGAGUUCCUUCCAGGAGCCGAAGUCGCUGAUGCACUUCCAACGGCGCUUGAUAAGUCUGCGUCGGAACCUACUGAAAAAAUUGAUGCUGCCUCGGCAGUCGGUGAACAGCACGAUUCUGAAGUGGCUGCAGGCAGCGGAAUUCGUGAUGAAUGCCGGGGUGAAAGUGAAGUGCAGGCCGAGCAGAAAGCGUUUGAUGGGGAAGAAAGUACGGCGGAGGGCGAAAUGAAGGAGGAUGUAGGCACCGGAUCGCUCGAGUCGCCGCCAGAAUCGAAAGUUGUUGACGCACUCCCUGCGGCACCUGAUGCUGUUGUAUCAGAUGCGGCCCAGGAAGAUGAAGGAACCGCCAAAGUUGUACAGGAUGUCGUUAAUUCACAAGCAGGUGAAGCUCCAGAACAAACGCACGAUGGACCUCUAGGACAAGUUAAUUUGAAUACCGUUCCUGAAGAGAUUGGAAUGGUCGAUACAACGCCACCUAUACCGGAGAUUGAAGCGGUUAAGCCAUUUAACGAGGCCUCUCAAGAGCCAGCAGAAGUCGAGUUGUCUACUCAGAAUGACGUUGAGCAAUUGAAUGCUUCUGAUACCGCACGGGAGUUCACAGGAAACACUGCACCUUUCGAUCCGACGUCCCCUGGUGCCCCUGCAACUGUAUCGGAGGCAGCUACACCGAAAGACAGUGAGAGUACGGUCCCGGAGGCUGUUCUGCGAUCUAACGACGAGACCCAAGAUGAAUCAGAUAUCCAGGUGGUAGCUGAGCCUCCGAUUUCUCUUGCUUUUGAGAGUAAAUCCUCUCCAGAACCUUCCGCCGACAUUCAGAUCUCUAGCAAGGACGAAAUUAUUGCCCCUGAGGACACUACAGUUACUCAGUCUUCGGCUGCAGAAGAAUGCGCACCCACAUCGGAGACCGAGACCUCAGAGGUAGUGAAAGAAUGGAAUACAGACAUCGAUGCUACCAAUGACGAUGCCACUCCAACGGAAAUGACUCAAGCGGAAAGCCCUGAAAUCUCGGGAAGCACAACAACGGAGAUAUCUUCCACUCCACCUGCAGCAGAAUCAUCUGAAAGCCAACCAGAAGAAAUCCAUGACUCCCCCGAUUCGAUCGAGUCCGACAACGCAACAGAGAAGGUGACUGACGAACCUGUCGCCGAAGCAUCAGUCAGUGAACAUCCUUCAACUCAUAACCAGGUUACCCCGAUCGAACCAGCUACCGAACCCAGCCUCGGGGCUGCUGUCGCAACAGAUCGAGUUAGUGAAGAGAAGCACUUGGAUACUUUGCACUCAAAUGAGGAUGUAACCCAGAACCAAAUUGAAGAGGCAACGCGGGACGGAGUUCGAAGUAGCGCUGCAGGCGAUACUGCAGGUGAAGAUGAACAGGAGACCCGUGUAGACGAAGACAGGGUACCACAGGAGCCGAGGGCUGCCCCCGACCAGACGAAAGCGGCAGACGAAUCCGCUCGGAUUGUCGAAAAACAAGAUGCAAAGCAAGGGCAAGAAAUCUCUUUUUCGGAAGUAGAUCAGAUGGACAGCGGUGUCGCAGGGGAAGCCGAAGUAUCGAGUGCUCAUGAAGACGUCGAGGCUCAACGCCCUCAGAGCACUGAAACGGCCUCGCAUAUUCAAGUGGCAGAAGAAAUGCAACGACCCAAGUCUCCGUGGACCCCUUCUUACAGCGUCACCAGUCAAGGACCUGGUAUCACAGCGGAGGAAGAAACUCCCGAGAUUGAGUCCAAACCGGUAGUGGAGUAUGCCCCAGCCGUGAAUGAGGCUCCUAUCGUCAAUGUAGUCGCUUUCGCUCCUUCACCCUUUGAAGGAAUCGCGCUUGAGGACAAGAGAAACGACGAACCCCCAAGACCUUGGACGCCCUCUUACUCUGUUUCAAGCCAAGGUAGCCCAGCCCUGGCUGUUUCAGAAGAAGCACCAAAGCAGGAGGGAUCACAUACCGACGAUGCGGCGAAGUCUGCUGAAGGCCUACUACCUGUUGGUGCUACUCAAGAAGCGUCAAAACCCGCGGGUGUCCAGGAGCAGGUUGAAACUUCAGAACUACUGGAUUCGCAAGCAGUGCCGGAUGAGGAAAACGCACCUGUGCACAAUGCGGCCAGUAGUGAUACUCUCACACAAUUAAAUGAUCUAGCUCAAGAGCCGGUUGUUGAGGUUGAGGGGCGCGUGGUACCUGCAGUUGAAGUUUCUGAACCCUAUGGGGAGUUCGUUGAAGAAACUAAGAGAUCUACCGGUGCUGCGAGCGUCUCGGGCGAAGCUACUUCCAAGGCCCCAGACUCGUUUGAUGAUAGCUCCGCUCCUGCCCGUCCUGCUUCACCUUGGACUCAAUCCUACUCUGUGUCUGUACAGGGAAGCCCACAGCCCUCAUCAAAGGACCUUCCCAAUGAAUCGGCGGUUGAAAACCAGGUACAGACCAUACAACUAGAGGAAGCAAAAUUGCCCAACCAGGAUCUGCAUAACUCCAGUGUGGUCAUAUCACCAUCUCACCACGACUCUGUAACCUCAAUUACCGACAAGAUAACAUCCGAGACACUGGAUAACGAGGAAACUCCCACUGGUGACCAUUUCCGGGGCGAUAACACAGUCGCCAAUGUGUCCUCGUUUAAUGUCCUCGCCGCGCCUGGUCAGAUGGAGGUGCCUUCAGAACAGAUAUUCAAAUCCACGGACGCGUCUCGGGAUGAAUCUGUCACCUCGACAACUAACGUCGUACCAGAUGACACGACGCCCGUGUCGCAGGAGCGAGAUGGAUCCCAAGCCGUUGAUGGAGGAAAGAACGAAGCUGCCGAUGUCUUGUCCUCUAAAACCAUCGAAACCACUGACAUCAAGGAGCCGUUGCCUUCGCUCGAAUCUGCUGCUGAUGCCCCCCAACCAGAAUCCAAAUCACCGUGGGCAUCAUCUUAUUCCGUCACCAAACAAGGUUCAGACCCGUUCUCGGAGGAUGUCGCAGUUACAUCUGCACCUUCUCAACCCGAGACGAAAGAUGUAGACAGUCUAUCAGCGCCUGCAACAGCCACCUCCAAGUCAAACAAGUUGAAUUCAUUGACUGUUGAUACCUCUUCCGCAUCGGCGGAAAACACACCUCAACGUCCACGUUCACCAUGGACACCGUCUUAUUCUGUUAUGAGGCAAGGAGCAGGGUCCACAGAUGUAGUUGAUGAUGAUGCAGAGUUGGCUAAACUCGAGCAACUUCCUGAACCCGUGGCUCAGAGUGUGGAGGCACCGAGAGUUGUGGAACAUGAUCAUUCCGAUGCAGCUGAAAGUGAUCAAGGAUUGGAACCAUUCCCUACCUCUGCAAGUUACGAAGAAGAAGGCUCCCUAACGUCUCUCGAUACCGUAACGGGAGAUUCGCCGUCAUCACCGUCAGGAAGGUCAAGAUUGGAGUCCACCGCCUCGUCGUUGAUGUUCCCUGGAGGGUGGUUCAGCAAAGCCCCCCCAGGACGCGCGUCGCUAGAUAAUGCUAGGGGAGAGUUUGUGGCAUCGAAGCAAUCCUCGCCUGUAGAACGGACGCCAGAAGUCCCUGAGGAGACACCAGCCUCCUCUGAGUCCUCUCCACCUACUGAUGCCACUAGUGAGGAGACCGCCCCAAAGGAAGAAGAGAAGGAGAAGAAAUCUAAGUGGUGCACGAUCAUGUAGAAGAAAUUUUUCAUCGCUUCCACACCUUUGUUAUUUUCUUACUUUCUAACUCACUCCGUCAUGUUCGCAUUCGUCCUGUUCUGUUCAUGCUUUUGCUUUUGCUCGAAAGUUUAGGACGUCAUGGUACAAUCUCAUACCCUUAACGUAGGAUCUGCUUCUGCUUUGGAUCAUGUCUCUUACUCAAUUCUUUUCAUCAUUGAUACCAUAUCACAUCUAGUUUGCACACUUAUGUUUUUCUACACGGCAAUGUCAUGAUUUCUUGCUCGUUCA
Molecule: messenger RNA, 6663 nt
Organism: Marasmius oreades (fairy-ring Marasmius)
Lineage: Eukaryota; Fungi; Basidiomycota; Agaricomycetes; Agaricales; Marasmiaceae
Exons: 10
Coding region: 160-6393 (2077 amino acids)
Source: RefSeq, a predicted model, not a curated record